AUGGCGAGCAAAGCCACCGUCCCCUUCCUGGUCACGAUGAUGCUCGUGACUGGGGUUUGCAAUACAAUCCUCAACAAGUAUCAGGAUAUGCAAUGUGUUCGCAAUUGUGACUCUCCGGACCCCAAGUAUCGUCACACCUUCGAGCAACCGGUGAUCCAGACCAUCCAGAUGUUCAUCGGCGAGAUGGGCAGCUGGCUUGUCGUAUUAUUUUCAUAUCUCUACCAGCGCUACAUCGCUCCUCGCUUGUCUAGCAACUCCUCCCCUCUGCUGGCGGGCGGUUAUCAUCCCGUCCACAAUGAUGAUGGGCUUGACGAAGAAGAGGAAGACUACACGAUUCGGGGCCCCGAAUAUCUUCGUGAUUCCACCAAGCCCGAUGAAACACCUGAUGGGCGCAUUCGUCUCCAAGGAUGGAGGAUCUUCCUCCUUGCAGCACCGGCUUGCUGUGACAUCGCGGGUACUACUUUGAUGAACGUCGGGCUGCUGUUCGUCGCCGCUAGUAUUUACCAAAUGACCCGGGGAGCCCUCGUCCUCUUUGUUGGUCUCUUCAGUGUGAUCUUUCUCCACCGCAAACUUCACAUCUACCACUGGGCUGCACUUUUUGUGGUCGUUCUUGGCGUUGCGCUGGUUGGCCUUGCCGGCGCCCUGUUCAGCCAGGGCCAUGAAUCUGUCCCGGAGAAUGCAGCAGCGGCCAUUACACAUGCUCUUCGAGAAGUGCAGACCACUGCACGAACUCCAGAAGCCGUGCAAACACUGAUCGGUGUUCUUCUCAUUGCCGCAGCGCAGAUCUUCACCGCUUCACAGUUCGUGCUCGAGGAAUGGAUCCUGGAACAUUACGCCAUGGACCCUCUUCAGGUUGUUGGCUGGGAGGGUAUCUUUGGGUUCAGUGUGACUGUCAUCGGCUCGAUCAUCAUGUACCUGGCUGUCGGACGGACCGAGGCAGGUCGCUAUGGCUACUUUGACGCAAAGGAAGGCUGGCGCCAAAUUCUCCACAACCGGCCAAUCGCCAUCUCCAGCUUCCUGAUCAUGAUCAGCAUUGGCGGCUUCAAUUUCUUUGGGCUUUCCGUUACUCACACCGUUUCGGCUACAUCGCGUAGUACUAUCGACACGUGCCGCACCCUUUUCAUUUGGCUUGUCUCUCUAGCCUUGGGCUGGGAAACUUUCAAAUGGCUCCAAGUGGCCGGCUUUGCUCUGCUCGUCUACGGAACCUUCCUUUUCAACGAUAUUAUCCAGCCCCCGCUCAAGGCUUGUCUUCCUCGUGAUCGCCGCGAAAGAGUUAUUCUUCCCGAGGAGCCCAUCGAGCAUAUCUAG
Messenger RNA from Aspergillus aculeatus ATCC 16872, 1308 nucleotides. RefSeq names its product putative nucleotide-sugar transporter. Gene Ontology annotation, cellular component: Golgi membrane; intracellular membrane-bounded organelle. The record is from RefSeq and is a predicted model, not a curated record. Gene Ontology annotation, biological process: pyrimidine nucleotide-sugar transmembrane transport. Gene Ontology annotation, molecular function: pyrimidine nucleotide-sugar transmembrane transporter activity. NCBI's taxonomy places the organism in Eukaryota, Fungi, Ascomycota, Eurotiomycetes, Eurotiales, Aspergillaceae. Bases 1 to 1308 code for a protein of 435 amino acids. The transcript is spliced from 4 exons.